This is a messenger RNA of Odobenus rosmarus divergens (Pacific walrus), 1611 nucleotides long. It is a transcript of the gene CARD9, whose product is annotated as caspase recruitment domain family, member 9. Lineage: Eukaryota; Metazoa; Chordata; Mammalia; Carnivora; Odobenidae. The record is from RefSeq and is a predicted model, not a curated record. Gene Ontology annotation, biological process: regulation of apoptotic process; positive regulation of canonical NF-kappaB signal transduction. The transcript has 12 exons. The coding region runs from base 1 to 1611 and encodes 536 amino acids.
AUGUCAGACUACGAGAACGAAGACCAGUGCUGGAAUGCUCUGGAGAGCUUCCGUGUGAAGCUCAUCUCCGUCAUCGACCCCUCGCGCAUCACACCCUACCUGAGGCAGUGCAAGGUGCUGAACCCCGACGACGAGGAGCAGGUGCUCAGUGACCCCAACCUAGUCAUCCGCAAGCGGAAAGUGGGCAUGCUCCUGGACAUCCUGCAGCGGACCGGCCACAAGGGCUACGUGGCCUUCCUUGAGAGCCUGGAGCUGUACUACCCACAGCUCUACAAGAAGGUCACGGGCAAGGAGCCCACCCGUGUCUUCUCCAUGAUCAUCGACGCAUCCGGGGAGUCGGGCCUGACACAGCUGCUGAUGAGCGAGGUGCUGAAGCUGCAGAGGAAAGUGCAGGACCUGACCCAGCUGCUGAGCUCCAAGGACGACCUCAUCAAGGAGCUGCGGGUGAAGGACAGCCUGCUCCGCAAGCACCAGGAGCGCGUGCAGCGGCUCAAGGAGGAAUGUGAGGCGGGCAGCCGUGAGCUCAAGCGUUGCAAGGAUGAAAACUAUGACCUGGCCAUGCGCCUGGCCCGCCAGAGCGAGGAGAAGGGCGCCGCGCUCAUGCGCAGCCGCGACUUGCAGCUGGAGAUUGAGCGGCUAAAGCACAGCCUCAUGAAGGCGGAGGAUGACUGCAGGGUGGAGCGCAAGCACACGCUGAAGCUCAGGCACGCCAUGGAGCAGCGGCCCAGCCAGGAGCUGAUGUGGGAACUGCAGCAGGAGAAGACACUGCUGCAGUCGCGCGUGCGGGAGCUGGAGGCCACCGUGCAGGAGGGGAAGCCAGACAAGAGCAGUCCCUAUAUCCAGGUGCUGGAGGAGGACUGGCGACAGGCACUGCGGGACCACCAAGAGCAAGCCAACACCAUCCUCUCUCUGCGCAAGGACCUGCGGCAGGGCGAGGCUCUGCGUGCCCGGUGCGUGGAGGAGAAAGAGAUGUUCGAGCUGCAGUGCCUGGCCCUACGGAAGGACUCCAAGAUGUACAAGGACCGCAUCGAGGCCAUCCUGCAGCAGAUGGAGGAGGUGGCCAUCGAGAGGGACCAGGCCAUCACCACGCGGGAGGAACUGCACGCACAGCACUCGCGGAGCCUGCAGGAGAAGGACGCGCUGCGGAAGCAGGUCCGGGAGCUGGCCGAGAAGGCAGACGAGCUACAACUCCAGCUCUUCCAGUGUGAGGGCCAGCUGCUGGCCGUGGAGGGCAGGCUCAAGCGGCAGCAGCUGGACACGCUCAUCCUGAGCUCUGACCUGGAGGACAGCUCACCCAGGAACUCCCAGGAGCUCUCACUCCCCCUGGACCUGGAGGCCGUCCAGCUCUCAGACAAAGGCAGCCCGGCCAACAGGAACAGCCCGCAGCAGCCCUUUGUGGCUCUGCAGGAGGAGCAGCUUCCACUGACUUCCAACGACGCAGGCCUGAGCGGCGGGGAGCCCCCGGAGAAGGAGCGGCGGCGCCUCAAGGAGAGCUUCGAGAACUACCGCAGGAAGCGCGCCCUCAGGAAGAUGCAGCACGGCUCGAGGCAGGGGGAGGUGGACUGGGACAACACCACGGGCAGCGACAACACCGACACCGAGGGCUCCUAG